CUCGCGAGAUUUUAGACCAAACUGACUCAUAACAAGUUUGGCUAAAAUGUUCAGCCAUACAAGUCAACAUACAGAGCUACACAAAACUAUUUUGCGAGGAGAUGAGCAGCCACCUCUCCAGAGAUGUGAGGACUGCUGUUCCUUGUACCACUGUCCUUUCUGUGGGCCUGAAAUGUUCAAACCCGCCAUCAAAAGCAAAUGUUUAAAGCAUUUACAAGGUCACAGAAGAAGAGCGAUACGGCACAAGGAGUUCUUCAUUUUUAAAUGUCAUUUAAAGUGUCGAGCUGCUCCACACUUUCACUGCGUUAGCUGCACAUCCACUUUUAUGAGGAAAGAUGGUUUUCUAAAACACCUGGCCAUGUGCGAGAGCAAAAAACCCAAAGUAACAGUUGUGGAGCUGAAAUCAGAGGAGAGUUUACCUGCACCAGAUCUUCAUCUGACUACAUCUGAGGCUGGCAGUACUGAGGAGAUGCCUGUCCGCGAAGGACACAAGAAUCUGAUCACUGAAGAUGCUCAGAAAAUCAGGAGAAGAAAAGCAAACUUUGAGCAACACUUGUGCCCUAAAAGGGCUGUAAGUGAGGAAACAGUGAGCCAGGGGCUCAGUGAUUCAGAGAUGGCAGUCCAAAACUCCAGAGGUGAAGGAGGGAUUAUGGAGGAGCAGGUGAGAACAGAUGACCCAACUAUAUCCCCAGUGGAUGAAGGAGAUGCUUCAGUGGUAGAUCUCUCUGUAGUGGAUCAUAAUGUCACAGAGACCACUGUCUCAAAUUCUGCUGCCAAUCCUCAUCCUAUAGAGGCUGAUGUCGCCAUACAGACUUUGGUAAAUGAGAUGUUCUCUGGACACACAUCUGUUGAAAGCACCAUCCCACAAAGAUCCAGAUCCGAUGCACAAGAUCUGUGUCCGUUCUGUGGUUUAAUGCUGCACAGGAAGAAUCUGCAGGUGCAUUUAAGAAGGAAGCACCCAGAUCAAGUGUCAAACCAGGAGAAAGCUGCCUCUGCUCAGGUGAAAAACCCAAAACAACAGAGACUUGCUUUGCGACAACAACAGAAGAUUGCAAUGGAGAGUGAAAUCAGAGAUGUGUUCAGACACUGUAUCAGGUUUCCAGUGCCCAUUUCUGCCUCUGUGGUCGCUGAUGAGCUGGUGGACACUGCCAAUGAGAAGCGUUGUAUCACCAUAUUGGCCCGUUGGAGUCAGUGUGAUUUGGAGAGAGGGGGGAAACUGCGUUUCUCUCAGAGAUGGACUCUACUGUGUAAACACGACACAAUCGAGCAUGUGCUGCCGUCUGGAACAAGCUCACACAUAGAGAAGGAGUUGCUCAGCUGCCAUUCUCCUUCUGGGACUCUUCAAGCUGUCAUCCGGGAGGAUGCUGGACAUCAGUACGUGGAGGUUUGGGGCCAAAAUGGUCUGGAGAAAAGUUUGGACCUUACAGCUCUAAAUAAACAUGGAAAAGUGUACGAAGAUGCUCAGUUUGCAUGUCUGGCCUGGUCACCAUGUGAAAACAAGUUGCUCUAUGUGGCUGAAAAAAAGAGGGUCGAGCCAUCAGCACAUUCAUCAGUUGCAUCAGCCAAUGAGGAUGGUGGGCUAGUGUUGCUUGAGGAACAGGAUAAGAACAUAUAUAUUGAAGACUGGGGUGAAGGUCUGGUGGGUAAGAGCUGUCCUGUCUUAUGUGUGGCUGAUCUCAACAAAGGGGCAGUUAUCGUAUAUGCUGGCGUACCUCCGCAUAUAUCACCAGGACAGGCUCUGUGGGCACCUAAUGGAAGGGGCGUGGUGUUUGUGGGCCAAUGGAAUGAGCCGUUCAGACUGGGCCUGAAAUUCUGCUCUAAUCGUAGAUCAGCUCUCUACUACCUGGAUAUGAAAGGAAACUGUGAGUGCUUGUCAGCUGAAGGUGUGUCUGUUUCAAGCCCUCAAAUGAGUCCGGACUCGUGCUGGAUCAUAUACUUGCAGGGACAGGUGUUUGGACCACAUCGUCAGUGCCUGAGAAUGAUGCUGUAUGACAUGAAGAACAGAAGCACUUCAGUCUUAGUAGAUGUGGUCAGGAGAGCAGAAAAAGGUCAGUUUGCUGGUAUAUACGAAUCAUUGCCAUCUCAAUGCUGGUCUGCAGACAAUGAGAGAAUCUUCUUUAGCAGUUCCUGUGAAAACAAUAAGGCAGUGUUCUCAGUUGACAGAACCACAGGAAGAGUCACACAAGUGUGCGGACUGGAUGCGCUAAGACAAGAUGAUUUCGGGAGUGUGCAGCUGUUGACAAUACAAAAAGACCUGAUGGUGAUGAGCUGCUCAUCUCCAAAUCAACCUUCCUGCCUGAAACUGGGCUUCCUCUCAUCAGUGGAUAAGGCUGAGGACAUGCAACUUUGUAAUGUGGGCGGAGCAGAUGUGUAUGAGGGAUUUGAUUGGCAGCCCAUGUUAAUCACACCCCCUUCUCAAGAGGAGAACCAUCAGUUCUCUGGACUGAAUUUUGGAGCAAUUUUGUUGAAGCCGUACAAUCUUCCAGAGAGAAGGAAAAGUCCUCUAGUGGUGAAUAUACAUGGUGGUCCUCAUGCUCAUUUUGCUGCUGACUGGAACGCCACAGCUGCUGCUUUAACCAAACUGGGAUUUGCUGUUCUGAUGGUGAACUACAGGGGCUCCACUGGUUUCGGUCAAGAUGGCAUAGAGUCUCUGCUUGGAAACGUUGGCAGUCAGGACGUCAAAGAUGUUCAUAGGGCAGUGUUGUGCACUUUGCAGAAUGAGACGACCCUUGAUCCUGAUAGGGUGGCAGUGAUGGGUGGCUCUCAUGGUGGUUUUCUGGCCUGCCACCUGGUUGGUCAGUAUCCAGAUUUCUAUAGAGCUUGUGCAGCAAGAAACCCUGUGAUCAACGCAGCCACACUGCUUGGAACCAGUGAUAUUGUAGACUGGAGAUAUUCCUCUGUGGGGAUUCAGUAUGCUUUUGACCGGCUGCCCACAUCACAGUCCCUCAUUUCAAUGCUGGAAAAGUCACCCAUAAUACAUGCUGCACAGAUCCGUGCUGCUGUGUUGUUGAUGUUGGGUGGGAGAGACAGGAGAGUAUCACCUCACCAGGGUCUAGAGCUCUACAGAGCACUCAAGAGCAGGAGCACACCUGUCAGGUUAUUGUGGUACAGUGAUGAGGGUCAUUCGCUGUCUAAAGUCAACACUCAGUCUGACUGCUUCCUCAACAUCGUUCUGUGGUUUAAAGAACAUUUAAACUGACGCAACAUUUCUCAGAAACGCAUAUGAAAAUAUUAAUCAAAUGCUUUUUUUUUUUGUCUGCACAUAUUGUGUUUGACAUUCUUGCCAAAACUUUAGAUGUCCAUGAAUGUUGCACUGAGUCUGAAGUUAAAGGUUAUACAGGUCACUGUCCACUAGGGGACAGACCUGUCCAUGUUAAAUUAGCACUGCUAAAAUAAAUGGUCAAAUGCCAAAGGAUGAAGUCAUUAUGUUUAGAAAUCAGAGCUCAUGUACUGUGAUACUGAACUUCUCUUUUUAGAGUUAAUAUCUGAACAUUCACCGUCUUUUGUGAGACGUUUACUCUUCGCUGUGUUUUUAAUGGAGAGUAAUGAUCUUGCCAAUAUUUUUAGAUCAAAUCUGUUUGACUUUAAAUACAAAUACAUGCUGAUCGUUUGUAGAUUUAAAUUAGUUUGAUUAUGAAAAAAGUACAUUUAGGAUGGAAAGCAGAAGAGAAGAACAAAAAGCAAUUUUCUAGUUUCUGAAAUGUAUCUAUAGAGAUCUUCAACAUUCCAUAUUUAUAAACAUGAUACGAGACAGAAAUGUGUGAUAUUUAUUUUGGCCAAUGCUUAUACACAUAGAUCCAGGUGUGCAUGCUUGCUUUGGUGGAAGCUGUACCAGCUCACAUGUCUAAGACUCUCGUGUCCGUUUCACUUGCAGCCCAUUAAGAAAGGUAUUUCCCUCAAAGAUUUCUUUGUUUCAUAGUUUUGGAACAUUUUUGUCCUUUGAACACUUAAUCUCAAAAUCCUCUUUGACAGAUUCAUUCAGCUCUUGUGUUUCUAUCAUGAGCUUUGUUUAUAAUAUUGUUAUUAGGUAUUCUGGUUUGCCAUUUGUGGCACUUUGAGCUCCAGCCAGUUUUAUGUUACAGUGUUUUAUGGCCAAUUGUAGCAUGUGGAUUUUCAAUAUUCUGGCGGUCUCAGGGGGCAGAUUGCUUUAUACCCUGUUAAGAUUGCAUUGCUAAUGACCCACAGAGAAAGAAGUAGAACACAACAGGUCACCUGAGACCAUUGCCACUGCCACUGUGUAAGAGAGAGAGAGAGAAAGAAAGAAAGAAAGGUCUGUAUUAUUCCCCCUUUGAUCGGGUUUGGUGUAGGUGUCUGGGUCUUAGGCAGGUCAAAUAUCAUUAAAAGUCUUUACUCUCUGUCUCAGUCUGCCUAGACGCUGAACGGCAUGCUUAUAAAGGAAGAUUAAAGAGCAAGGCAGAAUUUGAGAAUAAAAACAAACACCCAAAAAGCAGGAAAUCAUUGCCAGGGGGUGAAAAGCAGAAGCAGAUUAGAGGAAGUAGGGAGAAAAAUCUGAGUAGGUUUAAGGUCACACUGGGGUAAAAUAAGCCACAGCUCAGUUGGUGCUCUCAUGAGCUGUGAUGUGACAACUAAAUGAAAACAUGAAAGUUAUCUGAUGGCU
Molecule: messenger RNA, 4618 nt
Organism: Sinocyclocheilus rhinocerous
Lineage: Eukaryota; Metazoa; Chordata; Actinopteri; Cypriniformes; Cyprinidae
Gene: apeh2
Product: acylamino-acid-releasing enzyme
Exons: 26
Coding region: 47-3199 (1050 amino acids)
Biological process (GO): proteolysis
Molecular function (GO): serine-type endopeptidase activity
Source: RefSeq, a predicted model, not a curated record